Penicillium taxi is the source of this 882-nucleotide messenger RNA. RefSeq lists its product as uncharacterized. The transcript has 2 exons. The record is from RefSeq and is a predicted model, not a curated record. The coding region runs from base 1 to 882 and encodes 293 amino acids. NCBI's taxonomy places the organism in Eukaryota, Fungi, Ascomycota, Eurotiomycetes, Eurotiales, Aspergillaceae. Gene Ontology annotation, molecular function: nucleic acid binding.
AUGGACAUCACAGUCUCCUCCGACGGGUCCGAGCACAACGAGGAUGGCAGGAGAGUGGGCUACGGAUACGCGGUCUACCAAGAUGAGCGGCAACUACUGACAUCGUCGGGAGCCAUUGACAGCAGACACCCGCUAGCCACUAUCUGGCUGUGCAUCGAUAGCACCUCGGUCAUUUGGUGCACACGAGGGAGCGUAUCCUCGUCGUCCUCAUGGACCUUCCUUGCAUGCCAGGAGGCCAUGGAAGCACACCCUGUAAAGAUCAAGUGGUUACCUUGGCAUAAGAACAUCGAAGGCAAUGAAGCAGCAGACGCACUUAUAAAUGAGGGUGCAGCCCACCAUCAGCGGGACCAGGACCAUAUACUGGGGCCUGCGCAACGAGGCCAGGUUCACCUGGUGGGACGGGGCAUACGCCAGAAUGUCCAACAACCACCGCAAAUAACGGACCACGCGGAAUACCACGUCAAGCCCCCUGCGGCCCUUGAACUAAGCAGGCCCACCCUGUACAGGUGGCUCGCACUCAGGUUGGGCCACAGGGACUUUGGCUUGUAUCACCGCAAGUUUCACCAUGAUGAGGCCAAGCUUAAAUGCUCCUGUAGACGCAAAAAGCCCCCGGAGCAUAUCGCACUCUGCCGCAAGACACACGGCACCUUUAACCGAUGGUCUUACGGCCCAUCUCCUCACCCAACACCAGGAACGAGGCGGUACGAUACCUCUAAUCCCUUAAGCCGGGGGACUUUAAAGGCCUUGUGGAAGUUACCGGCUUCUAUGAAAACAUCUGCACGAGGUAAUCCCAGCCCACCAAACCGACAGGGCCUGACAGCACGGGGCCUGGCGCCCCAACCAAUACCCACCUCUCUAAAACCCGCCCACCUCACCUUCUAA